This is a messenger RNA of Pyrenophora tritici-repentis Pt-1C-BFP, 1869 nucleotides long. The record is from RefSeq and is a predicted model, not a curated record. Lineage: Eukaryota; Fungi; Ascomycota; Dothideomycetes; Pleosporales; Pleosporaceae.
AUGGACUACCAGGACGACGAGCCAGCGUCAGGCGCCGCCGAGGGUGCUAAGGCAAGUAUUAUCGAUACGAGAGCUCGUAGAAAGCAAGAGAAGAAGGAGAAGAAGGAGAUGCGAAGGCUCAAGAAAGAAGCUCGGGAGACACAGAAUACGAAGGAAGCAGAGAAGGUAAAAGAGGCAGCACCAAACCCCCCAGCUGACCAGACGCCCGCGACUCCGGUCAAGAAAGGCAGGUAUGGUCCGCGCGGUCCGUACAAGAAGAGAGAGAAAGGGCCGGAUGGUACGCCUGUAUCUAGUAUGAAGCGCAAGAGGGAGGGUAGUGUGAAUGCCGAGAAAGCAGCUGCCACCAACGACAAGGUGAGCAGCGACUUGUGCUUUCUCGGGCCUGGUUUCCUGCAGAGCUUGAAGGAGUCUAUGGCCAACCCCGGUUUCACAUUUUCUCCGAAAUUCGACGAUACUGGCAUUGCAGAGGACUCACUAAAGAAGAACAAGACGGGAAGGCCACCAGCUAUCCCAGAGGUUGCCACUCGGUCUCCAGAAAAGACGCCCGGAGUGAUCAAGACUCCCAUUCCUCUCCCGUCUGUCGCCCCCAAAGUCCUCUCUGCCGCCAACAAACUACCCAGCGAGUCACCCUACAGCCUGAAUGAGAGUACGAGUGGGCCUCAGCCGAAGAAAAUCAAACCAACAAAGCCCGAGCCUCAGAUCCUUGUCCCAGAGACACCUCCGUCGCGUAUGGUCAGUGAGCUCAUGACGACUCCCCGGCCAGCACCCAUACCAUUCAUACUCCAGAAGAAGAAGGUGGAAGGAGACCCAGCGCGUGCAAAGUAUGUGAUAAGCAGUCAAGGCUCAGUCAUGCCACUGGUCAGCAACCAGGCAACUGGCUUGACAUCGUCGAACCUGAUGGCCCACAAGCAACAACUCCAAGGAAAGUCCAAGUUGCCUACACGCCGUCGCACUGUAUCGAUUGCUACGUCGAGCGGCACAUCAGGCACCACCCCAAGCAUCAGGGACAUGUUUCUUCGAAUCGGAAAACCCUAUGACAACCCAUUCUUCAUCGAGCCCAAGAAGCCGAGCCAGGACAUUGAAAGGCAUGAGGAAAGCAGCCUCGCGGUCUUCACUGCCGCCUUCGCCACGGUGCGAGCCACCAUCAACUUCACUGACGAGAAGGAAUACCUUAUUGAAUACGACGCACUUGUUGCAGCUUCUUCUGGUCCCCUGCCUUGUCUGCACAAACUGACAGGCUGCAAUCCGAAAGGAGAAGAUAUGCUGCGUCUCUCAUGCGAAGAGAUGACUUCAGCGGUCUUGAAGAUGACAAAAACAUCCGAAGCCGAGGCGAAAGUAACCAAUGAUGCAAUCGCUCGCUGCAAGAUGGCCGAGUCUCUCCUCCGUAACACUAUUGCUGCACGCAUCCCCGUUCCGCUCGGAGUCAUCGAGGGCCGCUGGUCGUUGUACUGCCCAGGCUACAGUGGCAUGCACGUGGACAAAUAUUGGGAUGGGAAGCGCACACUCACAGUGUCGGAGACAGCAGGUGCUAGCAAGCAUGGGGGCGUGUAUACAGCUCGACUGUUGUUACUGCCGCGUAGCAUAUCGUUUGCCAUGGGCGACUUUGCAGGACCGCCACAUGCGUCAUUUCGCCAUGUGGGGUUGAAGACGGUACCAGAGGGGUAUAAAGUGGAGAUAGUGUUUCUGGGAAAUGGGUAUGCCAAAGUUCGGCUGGACCCGUAUCUGUUGCUGAUGGGCAAGGAGACGGAAAAGAGCAAGGCUAGUUCUUGUUCUACUGGCACCUUCGAGUUUCUGGCCGUUCAUGAGAAAUCGGUUCUUUGGGAAAAAACGAUUGAGGGAAGGAAGGCUUCUACCAAGCAUGAUGGCUGA